AUGAAGGAACUAUCCAGGCUACACCGGAAGCGGCUCCUGGUCUCUUUCGACGAAAAGGCGGAAGCUGGCAAAGAGCAGGAGAUCCUGGCCUUGACCGAAGCCAUUACGGAGCAGUUCCGGGUCGUGGAAAGAAAAUUAACCGCUGUGGGGGGCCAGAUGGAGGGUGAAAGCGACGCCGAGGUACCAGCGGGUGGAGGCAGAGAAAAGGACAUUGGGGGGAGCUGCCCCAUCGGAACGAGCGUGUCACCCCUCCUCUCCUCCUUCCCUCCCUCCUCCACGCCCCCUUGCACAGGUCAAAACUACCUGAAAAAGCUCCGGGCGCAGAAGGAGGGGGCGAUGGGCGGGGGUGAGUUUGCCUUCUUGGACAAGGACGAAGGCGGGGAACCAGUCCUAGUGCCGGACAAUCGUUCAGAGACCGGCUUCCGACAAGCCCAAGUGACGGUGCUUGAGAGCGCGGACGCGCUGGUGCAGGAGCGUGACUCGGAAAUAGCGCGUAUCGCCGAGGGAAUCGAAGCGCUCGCCCACGUGAUGAAACGGCUCGGGGAGCUCGUCAUCGACCAAGGCUCCGUCCUGGAUCGGAUCGACUACAACAUCGACGCCCCGGCCGUACUGACGCUCUUGAAUCGCGCGCAGGAUCUGCCCCGGACCCCGACCCUCUCCGACUAUCGUGUCUUGUACAAGACGGCCAUCGCCGCCGUCGGGAAACAGGGUCGGUGGGAGGGCGCCCUCUCUCUCUACUACGAGAUGCACGAGCGUGGGGUGGCGGCAGACGCCCAAGUCUUCACCAGCCUCUUGAAGGCCCUGAAGACGGGCGGGAAGGCCGAUUCCGCCUUUUCAUUCCUCGAGGCCAUGAAGGCGCAAAACAUCACCCCUACCCGCACUGUCUACAACGUGCUCUUCUCCCUCCUGGGGGAGAUGGGCCAAUUCGAGGAAGCGGUGCAGCUCUUUGAGAAGAUGAAGAAGGAGCUGGGGAAGCAAGGCUCUCCGUACGACUACGGGACAUUGAUUAGCGCCUGUGGGAAAACAGCAGUGCUCCGACUGCGGGAAGAGCGCCCGCGGGCGGCGCUCAAGGGGUGGGAUGGGCUGGAGGCUUCGGUCCCGCGAGAGCAUGGGGAGGAGGCAGUGGAUCUCUUAGUCAGACGUGCAGAGUCGAUGUUGCAGGAAAUUUUGGACCAAAUUCGUCCACCUGCUGCAUUCUCCUCGAGAAGUGUAGAUGGUGGGGCUCCUCCGCGUGAACUGGACCCAAAGGCAUCUUUCCCCGCGUCCGCAUACCCGGUGGAGACGCAGGAUGGCGCCUCGGUAAUCGGGUCUUCGGCUUCCUCCCCGCCAUACCCAUUCGAUCGGGCGGACAAUCAUGGGUGUGCGACGGGGAGGAGUUUGGGCAUUCAUAGCAGCAGCAGCCGCCGCCGUCGGACACACGACGGCGGCUUGGGCAACGUUUUUACCCAACUUCUUAAGGUAUACGGAAAAACUGGGCGCUGGCAGGAAGCCAGGAAUCUUCUGGAACGAAUGCGUGGAGAGGGGUGGAUGGAACCCACCCCCGGUCAUUAUUACGAGGCCAUGCGGGCUUGUGCCUUCGCCCUCCGUCCGGACGACGCCUUGGGACUGCUCCGAGAGGCGAGGGGCCAACGGGGGCAGGAGCCCGGGAAUCCCUCGAAGCCACCGCUUAUUCUGUGCUGGAACGCGGCCAUACUCGCCUGUCAACGGGCGGGGCGUUGGAUGUCUUGCCUGGAGCUUUUGAAGACCAUGGAAGGGACGGGUCUAUGCCCCGGUCCCAGUAACUAUGCACGGGCCAUUCAGGCCUGUGGAGAAGCGGGCAAGGUGGAGGAGGCCUGGAAAGUCUACGAGGAGGUGGGCCAAGCUGCUGGUGGGGGGAAAGGCAGCCGGGAGCCGGUGGUGUAUGGAAGCAUGCUCCGGCUCUGUGGGUUGCACAGGGACGCGCCAGGCGUGCGGAGGGUGUGGACCGACCUCCUGGAGGCCCCGGGCCUUGGAGCCGAUCCUUUGAACGUCGCGCAGGCCGUGGCGGCGUGGGCGUGGGAGAUUGGGGACCUUGACGCGGGCAGGGCUGUCUUGCUAGGCCCUGGUGGAAAGGAGCGGGACGAGGCAAAAAGGAGCCCGGCCUCGGCAGACUCCGCUCCCGUGGCACCCCCCCCCUUGCCCUUCCCUCCCCCCCUCCUAGGAUUCCAUGCGCUCAUGCUGGCGACGCUGAGACAUGGUGGCUCGGCGGAGGAAGCACAAGUCGCCUGCCAAGAGCUUGUGGAUAUCAUGAUGGAGAGAUUCAGCCUUUGUCCUACCAGCACUACGAAGGCGAUCUUGGACUGGGAGGAGGCGGAAGCGCGGGUGCAAGGACUCGUCGCAAUGAACCCCUAUGACCCGCGUAGACGCAAGAGGGUGAGCGAGGGGGAAAGCAGAUAG
Molecule: messenger RNA, 2415 nt
Organism: Nannochloropsis gaditana CCMP526
Product: syntaxin-like protein
Exons: 4
Coding region: 1-2415 (804 amino acids)
Biological process (GO): vesicle-mediated transport; intracellular protein transport
Cellular component (GO): membrane
Molecular function (GO): SNAP receptor activity; protein binding
Source: RefSeq, a predicted model, not a curated record